CACUAUUUUUGUAAGGAUGUGUUUUUAUAACUUUCUAUUUGAGGGGUUAUUUUCCACAAAAUUAGUUUUAUUUUCAUAAAUCAUUAUAGCAUAGAAACAGGGUUUAUUUGUCUAAAGCAAUCUUUUUUUUUUCAUGACAAAACUGUUAGUCAUGUGAAUUAUCGUUCAUGUGAUACAGACGAUAGUGAUAUGUCUGAUAUUUGCAAAGACCUAAGGAAAAUAUGGAGCAGACUUUUUGAUCACAAAGCAUUUUUAAACGGAGAAACAGAUUUUAUUUUAAAAGAGUUUGAGCUAAAACGAGGUGAUCAGGAAGUUGACAGUUUAUUUCGGACUCUUGAAAACAUUGCGGAAAUUAAAGAUAGUCAGAUAGAUCAGUUGAAGGAAGCUAAUGUAAGACUGUGGGAAACAAAUCAAAACUUGAGGGAAGCAGUGAAUUUAACAAAAAAACUUAACGAAUUGGAGGACCUAUAUAAACAGAACUCCUUGGUAGAAGAAGAACAAAAUAAAAGAAAAUUAUUAUGGGACAAGUUUAUGGAUGAAAUAACAUCUGAAUAUUCAAAGGUGAACAGAGAAUUUGAAGAACAGGAGAUUGAAACUUUAAAAUUUUAUGAAGAUUUAAAAAAGAAGCUUGUAAUACAGACUUAA
Molecule: messenger RNA, 645 nt
Organism: Cylas formicarius (sweet potato weevil)
Lineage: Eukaryota; Metazoa; Arthropoda; Insecta; Coleoptera; Brentidae
Gene: Muted
Product: biogenesis of lysosome-related organelles complex 1 subunit 5
Exons: 4
Coding region: 190-645 (151 amino acids)
Cellular component (GO): transport vesicle; BLOC-1 complex
Source: RefSeq, a predicted model, not a curated record